AAGCAGAAAAUCCUCAUACGCCUGCGCACCUCGGGCCCUCAGCCUGCCGGUGAGGUACCCACGACGCCAUGGCCCGCAUCCUAGACCUGGUGCCCUGGGAAGAUGGCUCCACGCACGUGUACGCGUCCCCGGCCAUCCUGCUGCCCAUGGGGCGGCAGCGCAACCAGCUGGCCAGUGUGAAGCAGCAGCUCUACCACCCAGCCCUGCCCAGCCUGCGCCGCAUGGACAUGGACUCCGUCAGGGCCUGCCUCUCCGACGAGCACUGCCAGUCCACCACCUACUGCUGCAAAGAUGACUUUGACAACGCCCACUUCACGCUGCUCGGUGUUCCCAACAAACCCCUGCAGAGCUUGGACAUCACGGCCACUGGCCAGAGGGUCCGAAACAGGUGCCGCGAGGGAAAGCUAGCGCCCAUCGCGCCAGGCAUCAGCCAGGUCGACUGGCCCCGCUUCACGCGCGCCAUCGAAGACUGGUCCCGCUUCGUGUCCUCUGCUGGCGAGUUCAGGCUGCCCUGCCUCGGCAAGAGGGUCGAGAGUUUCAGCGGUUACGCGGUGCGGUACCUGAAGCCGGAGGUGACCCAGAACUGGCGGUUCUGUCUUAACCAGAAUCCCAGCCUGGACCGCUAUGGACAGAAACCCCUGCCUUUCGACUCCCUUAAUGCUUUCCGACGCUUCUCCUCGAAGUACAGUCGUGUGAACUACCUGACCCCCUGGCAUUAAGUGAAAAGGAGUCGACCCCCAGGCUGCCAGACAGUGCCACCUCAAGGC
Sus scrofa (pig) is the source of this 767-nucleotide messenger RNA. It is a transcript of the gene SPMIP8, whose product is annotated as sperm microtubule inner protein 8. Lineage: Eukaryota; Metazoa; Chordata; Mammalia; Artiodactyla; Suidae. The record is from RefSeq and is marked provisional.